Capra hircus (goat) is the source of this 1718-nucleotide messenger RNA. It is a transcript of the gene ERI3, whose product is annotated as ERI1 exoribonuclease family member 3. NCBI's taxonomy places the organism in Eukaryota, Metazoa, Chordata, Mammalia, Artiodactyla, Bovidae. Gene Ontology annotation, molecular function: 3'-5'-RNA exonuclease activity; nucleic acid binding. The transcript has 9 exons. Bases 228 to 1274 code for a protein of 348 amino acids. Gene Ontology annotation, biological process: exonucleolytic trimming to generate mature 3'-end of 5.8S rRNA from tricistronic rRNA transcript (SSU-rRNA, 5.8S rRNA, LSU-rRNA). The record is from RefSeq and is a predicted model, not a curated record.
CGGUGUGUUGUGGACUCGUGGUGCUGGCUGCCGCUGUUGAGGCGGCCGGGAACGGGCGGUGGGGAGCGGGCGGAGCUGGCCCUGCCUCUGCCUGGCCGGCGCCGCAGUCGGCGCGGGCCGCGCCCGCCGCCGUAAACUGUCCUGAGCUUCUGCUCAGGCCGAGGGAGACGUCGGGGCCUGCACCUGGAGGGAGCCUGCCGCGCUGGCCCCGAGGAGGGGGCGUUGCCAUGGCGACAGCCUCUCCCGCUGCUGACGGGGGGCGGGGGCGGCCCUGGGAAGGAGGGCUGGUCUCCUGGCCCCCUGCUCCUCCGCUUACAAUCCCUUGGACUUGGAUGGGCCCAAGUUGGGGGCAACAUCCCGGGCAUUGGGGCUUUCCAGCUCUCACUGAACCUUCAGCAUCCCCAGCGGCCAGUCUUGGCAUCUUCGAAGUAAGGAGAGUUUUAGAUGCUUCUGGAUGUUCAAUGCUAGCACCUUUACAGACUGGAGCAGCUCGAUUUUCUUCAUAUUUGCUUUCAAGAGCAAGAAAAGUGCUGGGCUCUCACUUGUUUUCUCCUUGUGGUGUUCCGGAGUUCUGCUCCAUAUCCACCAGAAAGCUGGCGGCCCACAGCUUUGGCGCAUCCAUGGCGGCAAUGAUGUCCUUCCCUCCCCAGAGGUAUCACUACUUUUUAGUGCUGGACUUUGAGGCCACGUGUGACAAGCCACAGAUUCAUCCUCAGGAAAUCAUCGAGUUCCCCAUCCUGAAGCUAAAUGGCCGGACCAUGGAGAUUGAGUCUACCUUUCACAUGUAUGUCCAGCCCGUAGUCCAUCCACAGCUUACUCCCUUCUGUACAGAGCUCACCGGGAUUAUUCAAGCCAUGGUGGAUGGUCAGCCAAGCCUGCAGCAAGUGCUGGAGAGGGUCGAUGAGUGGAUGGCGAAGGAAGGCCUCUUAGAUCCAAACGUCAAGUCAAUUUUUGUCACCUGUGGAGACUGGGACUUAAAAGUCAUGCUCCCAGGACAGUGCCAGUACUUGGGCUUGCCAGUAGCAGAUUACUUCAAGCAGUGGAUUAACCUGAAAAAGGCUUACAGCUUCGCCAUGGGCUGCUGGCCCAAGAAUGGACUUCUAGACAUGAACAAGGGCCUCAGCCUGCAACACAUAGGCCGGCCCCACAGCGGCAUUGGUCAGUCCCUCCACACAUCCCCCUGGCAGCUUGAUGACUGCAAGAACAUUGCCAACAUCAUGAAGACACUCGCGUAUCGAGGCUUCAUCUUCAAGCAGACGUCAAAGCCGUUCUGACUGGCCGAGGAUGGGAUGGGGCAGGACAGGGUAGCUGCUUGGCCCAGCCCAGAACCUUCCUCUCCCUCACCAGAGGGGCAAAGGGAGAGUGGCACAGCUCUGCAUCCAGAGUGUCCCCCAGCCCGCCCUGUGGGCUUCUGCCCUGGGUAAGGCCUGGCCACUUGGCCCCUCUGGAACAGACACUUUGUGCCCCCUACCCCCACCUCUCAACCUCAGCCCAGGAUCAGCCCCUCCCACUGUGGGCCUGGGCUGGGGGACCUCCUCCUCACCGCCUCCUCCCAAUACACAGGCUUCUGCUGGGGCCACCAAGCCCCCCUGUGCCCCCUCCCAUCUGUAGUGCAUGGUGUGUGGUGCCCCCAGGGCUCCAGGACAGAUCAGGCCCCACCUCGUGUCUGCCCCCGUCCCCGCUGUGAACGUGCCACUGAAUAAAGUCGGGGAAAUGAG